AAUGAGUACAAAUGUCGUCGUGAUGCACCACAAAUAAAAAAUUUUGUCGUUGUACCAAUGUGCAGUUUCCAACGUCGUCACAUUCGCAUCGAUACCGACGCAUUGUACACCAUCCUAGCCAGUGCAAAAUUGGUGCCAUUGAAGUGCGGUUUGAAAAAACGCAAAGAUAAAACGACCAAUUCGAUCAACAUAACGAGCAACGAAUUCCGCAGAAAUAAAAUUUUAAGUUGGAAUCUGUUUUUCAAUGUGGAAAAAAUUCAACAACUGGAACAUUUCAAAAAGUAUUUCGAUUUCCAAAUUUGUUCGGACGGUGUGUCUGUUUCGAUGAUGUACAAAAAGCCAAAAUUACCACCACUCGAAAUAAGUGAUGCUGAAAUCAUGAAAAUGUACAAAGGGAACAAAUUGAAGCAUGCUAUUGGCUGUGACCCGGGCAUGAAAACCUGGAACGCUUCAGUGCGUCGUGAUUUGGAUACCAAAGAAGAGGUGAAUUUGCGCAUAUCCAGCAAACGGUAUCACUGGAAUGCGAAACAAGGCCGACGUGAUGCAAAAGCUGAACGAAUCACCCGAUUAUUUACAUACGACGAGAAAGCUGAUCGCAAUCGAGUUGCAGUGACUCUGGGUACAAUGCCAUCGCCAAGAGAAACAUCAUGGCGCUCGUAUAUUGAACAUCGACUACGAGUUAUGAAUGAUGGCAUUGAAACGUACACGUGUAAGCAAUAUGCACGCUUGGGAUUGGACAAGCAUAUCGACUCGGUUCGUGCGAUCGACAAAACGGCUUGCAAACUGACACGCAAUCAACCAUCAAUUUUCUAUAUGGGAGCCAGUGGAUCCACACCAGCCAACUCACCGAUCAAAAUCAAAAAACACGUGCGAUGCCCAGGCACUCGCAAACUGAUUGCAGCCAUCAUGAAACGUGGAAAUUGCAUCAUUCGAAUGGUCGAUGAAUACAUGACAUCACAGCAUUGCCCAUUGUGUUUCAAGCGAUUUCCACAAGAAACUCGACGUGAUCGAUACAAGAAAUGUGUGGGUUGUGUACCAAAUCCAAUUGUUGGACUACCACGAACCAUCGUAACCAAUGUGAGCAAACGAUUACUACAAAUGCGACGAAGAAUUGAACGAAUGUGGCGCGAGAUGCGUGAUAUAGGCGAUGUCAUUGCUGCAACUCUUCGAGAUGGACCGAAUGCAGGUCGUUUGGUGUCAAAGAAGCAACGCUUCUUCAAAACAUGGCUACCAAAUGUUGCAAACGUUGAAAUCGAGGGAGCUGCCGGAGCACAACCACCGCUCACAACUGUAUGGCACCGUGACAUCGCAGCAGCGAAGCUGAUCCUCUACAAAGGUGAAUGCGUUGUGUUCAAGCGGACAAUUCAUCCAAAUGUACGGAGACCACGCCGUGUUGACAACAAUCAGCCAUUGCCGUUGUAUCGAGGUCAGAAUCAGAAUCUGCAGCCGCAGUAGUAGCAGCCCUCAUUCAUCAACAACAACAAUAUCAUUAAAUCAAAUUAUAAUUUAGAAAUUAGUUUAUAACAAUUAUUUGUUAGUCCG
Messenger RNA from Contarinia nasturtii (swede midge), 1542 nucleotides. RefSeq lists its product as uncharacterized. The coding region runs from base 58 to 1455 and encodes 465 amino acids. The transcript has 3 exons. Lineage: Eukaryota; Metazoa; Arthropoda; Insecta; Diptera; Cecidomyiidae. The record is from RefSeq and is a predicted model, not a curated record.